Coniophora puteana RWD-64-598 SS2 is the source of this 1727-nucleotide messenger RNA. RefSeq lists its product as uncharacterized. Lineage: Eukaryota; Fungi; Basidiomycota; Agaricomycetes; Boletales; Coniophoraceae. The transcript is spliced from 3 exons. Bases 1306 to 1560 code for a protein of 84 amino acids. The record is from RefSeq and is a predicted model, not a curated record.
CCGUUCUCAGCGUCAGUCUGGGGUAUAGAUUGAGGCGGACUCUUCGAUUUCGACUUGGCUUUCGCCGAAGGUUCACCUUGCACAGGCUGCUCCUGUGCCAUCGGGUCUGGUGGUAGUAGUUCCGGCGACGCAGCUCUGGAAGACGGUCUGGAUGGUGCUCUCGACGGAGCCCUUGAAGUCGCUCGUGACUGUGCCCUUGACUGUGCCCUCGCAGCUGUCCGACUCGGCUGUCCCUUCGACGGCGCUCCAGCAACGGGAGCCUUGACCGGUGGCGCUCUCGAUGAUGCUCUAGACUGGGCUUUGGCAGGUGCUGGAUGUGCCUUGGCGGGGGGAGCUUUCGAUGAAGCUCUAGACGGAGCUUUCGACGUUGCUCGCGACAUCGUCCGACCCACCCUUGAGCCCCCAGCCUGCAAUCGCGAAGCUUCGACUCCCGCGGCAGCAUUGUCUUUCGCUGCCUGGUUCAGCAGUGCAGCUAGCGUCGGUGCUGGUGCUGCUGCCGGUACGGGUGUGGGUACUGGUUCAGGCGCGGGCUCCGAAGCCAUCGAGGGUGCGGGGGACUCCUUCCGGUUCGGCGUCCCUGUGGAUAUACGUUCACCCUUCUUCCGCAUCGCCGCCCUGCGCGUCGUCGGGCCUGGCUUCCUGGGUGUAGGGCCGGAGCUAGAGGGCGUUGCCGCUGUUUCGAGUGCCUGCGCCAGGACAUUCGUUUCUGGCGUUGGCCUCAUCUUCGAAGCGGAAGUGGUCGGAGCGGCCUUGGGUGUUGAUACUAGGGUAGUUUGAACGGGAGGUUUGGUCGGGGCAUGGGAUUGAGAGCGAGGCUGAGAAUGUGUGCUGUGGUUAGAGGGUGCUGGUGAGGGUCGGGAGUUGGCCAGAGACGUAGACGUAGUGUUGGUUGGCAGUGAUUCCAGCGACGUCGUCUCCUUCGACAAAGAGGAGUCCCCCACCUUCAAAUCUCUCCCCCACUCCAGCUUCGCUAUCCGCACUCCUUUCUCCUCGUCCCCAUCCUCCUCCUCGUUGUCAGCCCGCUGCGGCACCCAUGGUGUCGGCGGUAUCGGUGUGAGCGGCGACAUGGGCGUAGCAGGAACCCCACCGAACGGAGUCUUCGGCAUCGUUGAAGCUUUCUGAUAACGCUGUCCGAGGAGUGUACUCCGCGGCGUUGCCUUGACCGAGCUCCCAGAAGCCGCGAAAGCAGCAGUCCGAGAUGGAGCGGCUCGCGGCGUCGCCAACUCACCCGCCUGUGUCUGUGGGCUCGCAGUCUGUACCGUGAUCUCGGGGAACAUCGCAGCUCGAGCACCUAAAGCCGAGGCAAUGCCAGGGCCAGGGCUCGCAAUAGAGCUUCGCCGCUUAAGCUUCGCCUUUCUUUUGCUGCCGCUGCCACUGGCGUGCACGGUCGACGCCAUGUCGCCGUUCGUAAAGGGUGCGAACGCGUCGACGUCCAUCGGCUCGUCUUCCUCGCCUUCGCCCUCGACCAUCUUCUCCUUCUCCUUCCCGUUCUCCUUGGCCUUUCCCUUCACUCUAGAGCCCUUCGCAGGCGUAAAGUCCAACGCGGGCAUGCUCCCCUGACGCUUCGACGGCGACGGCGGGAGCUGCCGCAAGUCGAUGUGCGGAACCGCGCUUUGCCCUGCUUCAUCUUCGCCGUCCUCCGCCUCUGAGUCGGCCAUAGCGCGCCGCUUCUCCGGGGAGGCAAUGGCAGGCACCGAGAUUGCGCGCUUGGACCCGCCUACCUUGCU